Messenger RNA from Zingiber officinale, 2114 nucleotides. Its product is annotated as YTH domain-containing protein ECT2-like. The coding region runs from base 1 to 1725 and encodes 574 amino acids. The transcript is spliced from 5 exons. Gene Ontology annotation, biological process: mRNA destabilization. Gene Ontology annotation, molecular function: mRNA binding. Gene Ontology annotation, cellular component: cytoplasm. The record is from RefSeq and is a predicted model, not a curated record. NCBI's taxonomy places the organism in Eukaryota, Viridiplantae, Streptophyta, Magnoliopsida, Zingiberales, Zingiberaceae.
AUGUGGCUAUGCUAUAGUCCGUAUCCUUCUCCUGGUUCCCCAGCACCAACUAUGGGGCACAAUAAUCAACUAUACACACCCCAACAUUACCAGUUCCCUGCUACAUAUUACCAGCCACUAACACCCACCAGUGCACCAUACACACCAAGCCAAAAUCCUAGUUUGAAAGGAGAUGUUUCUACAGCUACUGCCAUUGAUCUUCCUCCUAUUCCAGUAGAUACAACGAAAGCUAAUUCUAAUGGAACUGCUAAAGCAAGCCCAAAUACCAACAAUGGAACAACAAAAGCAAAACCAAACCAACAGUAUGCGCCAUCAAAUGCCAUGGGCUCGUUUGGUAAAGGCACCUUACCUGGUGCAAAUCCAUCUUCAGGCUACCAGGAUCCAAGAUUUGGUUAUGAUGGCAUGUGGUCGCCUAUUUCAUGGUAUGACAGUUCCAUGUUUCCUGAUGGGCCACAGAGACCAACUUCCGCUAACAAUGGUUCUUCAAUGAUUUCUCAUAUUGGAAAUACUACAUCCACAAGAAAUCAGAAUCUCCAUCACCUUCCUCAUCUUACAGGAAUGCAUACUCCAAGAUCAUCAGCACCUGGGAUAGUGAACAAGAUGUAUUCUAAUAAUAGAAUGUAUGGCCAGAAUGCUAAUGGAUUCAGAGGUAAUCAGAAUUUCCGUUCAAAUAUCUAUGACUCUAGCAUGAAUGGAAGAUGGGUAAUGUCCAUGGAUAACAAGUAUAAGCAUAGAUGCCAGGUCAAUGGUUUCAGUGGCUAUGGUAAUGAGAACUUAGAAGGACUAAGUGAGCUUAAUAAAGGACCGAGGGCAGGUCAUUUCAGAAAUCAGAAGGGAUUUGGGCCUAACUUUUCUGUUGCAGCCAGGGGACAAAGUCUUCCUACAAAUGUCCAGGACUCUUCUGAAGUUCCUGAUAAAGAUCAAUUCAACAAGCUGGAUUUCUCUGUAAUGUAUUCAGAUGCCAAGUUUUUUAUUAUAAAAUCUUACAGUGAGGAUGAUAUUCACAAGAGUGUCAAGUACAAUGUUUGGUCUAGCACUCCCCAUGGGAACAAGAAGCUUGAUGGUGCUUAUCAGGAAUCUAAGGAGAAGACAAAUGAAUGCCCAGUGUUUUUAUUGUUCUCUGUCAACACAAGUGGACAGUUUGUAGGUGUGGCGGAGAUGGUUGGUCCGGUUGAUUUCAGCAAAACAUUAGAUUAUUGGCAGCAGGACAAGUGGAUAGGGUGUUUCCCUGUUAAGUGGCAUAUUGUAAAGGAUGUACCCAAUAGCAUUCUAAAGCACAUUACUUUGGAAAACAAUGACAACAAACCAGUGACAAACAGUAGGGACACUCAGGAGGUGAAGCUCGAACAAGGACUUCAACUACUCAAGCUCUUCACUGAACAUGCGAGCAAGACAUCAAUUCUCGAUGAUUUUGUUUUUUAUGAGACCCGACAGAAGGUGAUGCUAGAAAAGAGACCAAAGCAACAGCAGUUACAGAAGGUCGUGGAUGGAAAACCAGUCAUUUUUGAUGAAAAAGAUAAGGACUCGGCCAAUGGGAAGCCUGGGUUGCAGAAGCCCUUGGAAGUAGUUUCAAUUUUGAAGAAAGAAUCUUCACAAAAUGCACUUGCAGAAUUCACUUUAUCAGAAAAAAAUGGUAUCCCUGUUGUAGCUGGCGUUGCUCCAAAGGAUGCUAAACCAGUGACUGAGAAGCGUGCUGUGGCUAACGGUAUAGCUAAUGGGUACUAAGUUAAUCUGCCAAACCUCCCGCACCUUCAACUAUGGUGUUAAGACUUGAUCAAAAAACUGGGGCACCAGGCGGUGGGCGUGUAUGCUUUAGGUCUAUGUCGGCCACUGCAUUGUAGAAAAGCUGUAGUUUAUCUUAUUCCAUCUUAAUAUUUGAUAUGGAGUUUGUUUUCUAAGCUGUCCCUUAGGUAGUUUAUUGGGGGGGUUAAGUUUCAUAGUAUUAGAGGCAAUAGACCUGUUUUCUCUGCUCUUAAUAGUGUGUAUUUUCUGCUGCGUAUUUCUUUUGCAAGGACCGCUUUGGUUAAAUGUUGCUUAUGGGCGCUGUUUUCUCAUCUCAUCUUUGUAGCUCUUUGGCCUGCAGAUUAAUCUGAAUAAAUCUUUCCUUUUGGUUA